Messenger RNA from Trichoplusia ni (cabbage looper), 3527 nucleotides. It is a transcript of the gene Cpr, whose product is annotated as NADPH--cytochrome P450 reductase. Gene Ontology annotation, cellular component: cytosol. The transcript has 12 exons. Gene Ontology annotation, molecular function: NADPH-hemoprotein reductase activity; flavin adenine dinucleotide binding; FMN binding. NCBI's taxonomy places the organism in Eukaryota, Metazoa, Arthropoda, Insecta, Lepidoptera, Noctuidae. Bases 203 to 2266 code for a protein of 687 amino acids. The record is from RefSeq and is a predicted model, not a curated record. Gene Ontology annotation, biological process: response to hormone.
GAACGAAAUUAACCACACGUCACAUGAAGUCACAUCACUUUAGUGUCAGUGUAGUGUACAUAGUGCUGUGAGGUGUGUGUCGCCGAAUGUGACGAUUAAAAAGUCCUCACGAAAAAUAGCGUUUGUCAAGUGACCUUGUACUUCUCUCAACUAAGUGACUACCACGUAAUUUUAUAUUGCGCAAAGACACAUAACCUACAAUAUGUCAGACAACGCACAGGACGUCCUAAAGGAUGCGGCGACCGGCGCCGCCGCCGCUGCUGCUGCAGGGGGAUCAUUAUUUAGCACAUUUGAUAUUGUUGUGCUAGUAAUUUUAUUAGGAGGCACUAUUUGGUGGCUAUAUAACUCUAAGAAGGAAAAUAAAAAAGAUGAAAUACUUCUUAGUAAAUAUUCAAUUCAGGCUGCCGGAUCAAUCCAGGUUACAGAGAAUUCGUUCAUCAAUAAGUUAAAAUCAUCUGGCAGAAGUUUAGUGGUCUUCUAUGGGUCGCAAACAGGAACUGGGGAGGAGUUUGCUGGUCGUCUUGCCAAAGAGGGUAUACGGUAUAGGAUGAAGGGCAUGGUUGCCGACCCCGAAGAAUGCGAUAUGGAAGAACUCGUCAAACUUAAAGAAAUUCCGAAUUCUUUAGCUGUGUUCUGUAUGGCAACAUAUGGAGAAGGUGAUCCCACAGAUAAUUCUAUGGAAUUCUACGAAUGGGUGAAGAACGGGGAUCCCGAUUUAACUGGGUUAAACUACGCUGUAUUUGGUCUUGGCAACAAAACAUAUGAGCAUUAUAAUGCAGUGGCAAUAUAUCUAGACAAGCGCCUUCAAGAGCUUGGUGCUACGCAAGUUUAUGAACUUGGUCUAGGAGAUGAUGAUGCAAACAUUGAAGAUGAUUUUAUUACAUGGAAGGAAAAGUUUUGGCCUGCAGUAUGUGAGAAAUUCAACAUUGAGAGCACCGGUGAAGAGGAACUAACACGCCAGUUCCACCUUGUGACUCAUGCUCCAGAUGAAAUUCUGCCUACCAAUGUAUUCACUGGUGAAAUUGCAAGGUUACAUUCCUUGCAAGUACAGAGACCGCCUUAUGAUGCUAAGAAUCCGUUCUUAGCUCAGAUUACAGUCAACAGAGAAUUACACAAAGGUGGAGAUAGGUCUUGCAUUCAUGUGGAACUUGACAUUUCAGACUCUAAAAUGCGAUAUGAAGCAGGUGAUCAUGUUGCUGUAUAUCCAAUCAAUGACACCAAUUUGGUAGAACGCCUUGGCCAGUUAACAAAUGCUAAUCUUGAUGAAAUAUUCUCGCUCGUAAACACUGACCAAGAGAGCAGCAAGAAACAUCCAUUUCCUUGCCCAACAUCUUAUCGUACUGCACUUUCGCACUAUGUGGAGAUUACUGCGUUACCUCGCACUCACAUCCUAAGGGAAUUGGUGGAAUACUGUUCUGAGGAAGAAGAUAAGAAAAAAUUAAUGCUUAUGGCAACCAAUUCACAAGAAGGCAAGGCAAUGUACCAGUCAUUUAUUGUAGAGGCUUGCAGAAACAUAGUGCAUAUUUUAGAGGAUGUGCCAUCAUGCAAACCACCACUUGACCAUUUGUGUGAAUUAUUGCCUCGUCUGCAACCAAGAUAUUAUUCUAUUUCUUCUAGUCCGAAGCUGUAUCCUGAGACAGUACAUAUCACUGCAGUAGUUGUUCAGUACAAGACACCUACUGGUCGUUUGAACAAGGGUGUUACGACUACUUGGCUGGCAGAUAACAAACCGGAGCCUGGCAAACCUCUGCCGCGUGUUCCCGUUUUCAUCAGGAAGUCUCAAUUCAGGCUGCCUCUGCAAUCCCAAACUCCAAUUAUAAUGGUAGGCCCAGGCACAGGGCUAGCUCCCUUCCGAGGAUUCUUACAAGAACGCGCUCAUGCACGUGCUAAUGGCAAAGAAGUUGGCGACAACAUUCUGUACUUCGGAUGCAGGCACCGCGACCAAGACUACAUUUACCAAGACGAACUUGAAAAAUAUGAAGGAAACGGCGAUGUGAAACUAAACCUUGCGUUCUCUCGCGACCAGAAGGAGAAAAUUUAUGUGACACAUUUAUUAGAAAAGCGCAUGGAUGAACUAUGGGACGUCAUUGGUAAUCGUAACGGACACUUCUACAUCUGCGGUGACGCCAAGAACAUGGCUGUUGAUGUGAGAAAUAUCGUUCUGAGAGCCAUUCAAGAGAAGGGUGGUCGUUCGGAAUCGGAAGCCGUUCAGUUUAUCAAAAAACUUGAGUCCAUGAAGAAAUAUUCUGCUGAUGUAUGGAGUUAAAAUCAUUGCCUACAAUAUUAGUAGUCGAAUUUGUGAAAUUGUAGACAAUUUUCUGUUAUGACUUGUCAAAGUAAUGGUGAUUAUGUUAUAUUAUUAAUAGAUUGUGAUAUUUUUCGCACUGUUAGGCGCAAACGGUUUAGUUUGGACCUCUACAUCUAACAAAAAUAUUAAAGAAACAGAAAGUCAAACUCUUAAAGCAAACUCUACUAUAAACAAGGAAGUAUUAAAAUAAUAAUACAACAAAACAAUUCAAAUGUCAUACAUUACGUUUAAUAAUUUCAGAAUAUAAUUAUAGUAAUAACUAUAAAAUAUUGUAUAUGUUCAUAAAAAUUUCGUAAGAUAAAUAAUUUACAUUGACGCGUAACAGAAUCUUCUGAAGUGUGAGAAAAGAUCAAACCUUUUUUCUGCAGCAUCUGUAUUUUGUAUGAUCGGUGACUUGCCAGUGUCAAUUUGCAGUUUACUCGACGAUUUAAUCAUAUUUUCUUCUAAGGUUCUCUUAUCGGCCCUUAGGUUUAAAUAGUCUUUUUUACCAUUUCUUUUGUCGUCGCUUAAGGCAAUAACUGAAUUAAGAAUCACGCAAAUUCAACUGUCUAAGUAGGAUAAACUGUAUCAAUGAAGCAUUGAUGGCAUUGAUGCUAUUUGUAUGAUAGACGUGUAAACUCUGUUCUGCGGCAAUGUAUAUACUUUACAGAUACUUCUAAUGCCUGAGAUAUGAGCAUUUUAAUAAAAUAACGUGACUAUUCUUAAAACAAUUGAAAAUGAAUAAUUAAUUAACAGUCAGACAGGUAUGUAUUUUUUAUAAUCAGCUGAACUAAUUUAUAACCAAAAAUCUACCUAAAUAUGAAGUAUAUGUAUAACACAUAUUGAGAAAUAUGAACAUUCCACGAAACCCGAAUCGAAGUUAUACAUGUUUUCAGUUUGCUACUUUAUAACUUAAUAAUUUAUCCUGACAGUUAUCCGUCUGGGUGUCCAUCUACGUAAAAGCAGAAACUAUGUGUUUCAUUAUUUCUUUUUAUCACUGUAAUGGUACAAAAUGUUUAUAUCAACACAUUGACCUUCACUAUGCUUAGUUUCUACAUAUACCUACUAUUUAUUUUAGGAAAUUAUCGAUGUAGGAAGUACUACUUUAUUUAAUUGACGAUCAGGGUUAUUCUGUGCAUUAAGUCAUAACUGGGCUCUUUAUUUUUUUUCCAACACUUACUUUGUAAUUGCCGAUAGUGUGUUAUUUCAACACUUGUUAAUCAGUGCGAGAUAAUUUUAA